CGCUCCCGACCCGCUCCGGUCCGGCCGCACCAUGAGGGAGAUCGUCCACAUCCAAGCGGGGCAAUGCGGCAACCAGAUCGGCGCCAAGUUCUGGGAGGUGAUCAGCGAUGAGCAUGGCAUAGACCCCAGCGGCAACUACGUGGGCGACUCGGACCUGCAGCUGGAACGCAUCAGCGUCUAUUACAAUGAGGCCUCCUCUCACAAGUACGUGCCUCGCGCCAUCCUGGUGGAUUUGGAGCCGGGCACGAUGGACAGCGUGCGCUCCGGUGCCUUCGGGCACCUCUUCCGCCCCGACAACUUCAUUUUCGGUCAGAGCGGGGCCGGCAACAACUGGGCCAAGGGGCACUACACGGAGGGGGCCGAGCUGGUGGACUCGGUGCUGGACGUGGUGCGGAAGGAGUGUGAGAACUGCGACUGCCUGCAGGGCUUCCAGCUGACCCACUCGCUGGGUGGGGGCACGGGCUCGGGCAUGGGCACGCUGCUGAUCAGCAAGGUGCGCGAGGAGUACCCCGACCGCAUCAUGAACACUUUCAGCGUGGUGCCGUCCCCCAAGGUGUCGGACACGGUGGUGGAGCCCUACAACGCCACGCUCUCCAUCCAUCAACUGGUGGAGAACACGGAUGAGACCUACUGCAUCGACAACGAGGCCCUGUACGACAUCUGCUUCCGCACACUCAAGUUGGCCACCCCCACCUACGGAGACCUCAACCACCUCGUCUCGGCCACCAUGAGUGGUGUCACCACCUCGCUGCGCUUCCCCGGGCAGCUCAACGCCGACCUGCGCAAGCUGGCGGUCAACAUGGUGCCCUUCCCCCGCCUGCACUUCUUCAUGCCCGGCUUCGCCCCGCUGACAGCGCGUGGCAGCCAGCAGUACCGGGCUCUGACCGUCCCCGAGCUCACCCAGCAGAUGUUUGAUGCCAAGAACAUGAUGGCUGCCUGCGACCCCCGCCACGGCCGCUACCUCACCGUGGCCACCGUCUUCCGCGGCCGCAUGUCCAUGAAGGAGGUGGACGAGCAGAUGCUGGCCAUCCAGAGCAAGAACAGCUCCUACUUCGUGGAGUGGAUCCCCAACAACGUCAAGGUGGCUGUGUGCGACAUCCCGCCCCGCGGCCUCAAGAUGUCCUCCACCUUCAUCGGCAACAGCACGGCCAUCCAGGAGCUCUUCAAGCGCAUCUCAGAGCAGUUCACCGCCAUGUUCCGCCGCAAGGCCUUCCUGCAUUGGUACACGGGAGAGGGGAUGGACGAGAUGGAGUUCACCGAGGCCGAGAGCAACAUGAACGACCUGGUGUCGGAGUACCAGCAGUACCAGGACGCCACGGCCGAGGAGGAGGGCGAGAUGUACGAGGAUGAUGAGGAGGAGUCGGAGGCGCAGGGCGCCAAGUGACGGCCCCACACUCGCUGCUUCGGGGGGGCCUCUGGCCUCACCCCUCGGUGUCUGCUCCCCUCAGCCCCAUGUUAGCUCAGCCCCCCCCGUCUCCCUCCCUAUGGCCUCCCCUUCCCCUUUUUUCGUUUUUUACUGUUUGUGUCUCAUAUUUUUUUUGAAUACUCAAUAAAUUUAUGGCUGUCCGGUU
This is a messenger RNA of Gallus gallus (chicken), 1571 nucleotides long. It is a transcript of the gene TUBB3, whose product is annotated as tubulin, beta 3 class III. The record is from RefSeq and is marked validated. Lineage: Eukaryota; Metazoa; Chordata; Aves; Galliformes; Phasianidae. Gene Ontology annotation, molecular function: GTP binding; GTPase activity; structural constituent of cytoskeleton. Gene Ontology annotation, biological process: mitotic cell cycle; microtubule cytoskeleton organization; axon guidance. Gene Ontology annotation, cellular component: cytoplasm; microtubule.